Messenger RNA from Homarus americanus (American lobster), 2004 nucleotides. RefSeq names its product protein MON2 homolog. The record is from RefSeq and is a predicted model, not a curated record. Lineage: Eukaryota; Metazoa; Arthropoda; Malacostraca; Decapoda; Nephropidae.
AUGUUUGUACCUGUAGCCAGGCGCAUUGGAUGUAAACAGACUUUGUGUCGAACCACAGAACUCUACGCUGUCUCACAAGCUAAAAUUAUACUGAACCACGGUGGUGCUGGACCACAGAAUCUUGGAUCAUGGAGGUUCGGCCUGGAUAUAGUAAACAGCUUGGGUGCAUUUGUGCAGUCACUUUUCAUAUCACCACAAUCAAGUGUUGCUGCUCAGUUGGGAGGUGGCAGUCAGAGUGGGGCACAGGGUCAGCCUCCCGCAUUGUUGGCUGGCAUGCCGUGGGUCGAGUGUCUCCCACAGCCAGCAUUCUUCUAUAGGGGUGUUUACCUUCCCUGUGUAAACAUUCCCACAGGACAAGCAAAGUCUUCAUAUUUAGAGAUGCUGGACAAGCUUGAACCUCCAACAAUACCUGAUGGUUAUGGCGUGAGUGUUGCCUAUUACUGCCUUCUUGACAUCAGAUCCAUACACUUGGUCAUGAUGGGUCCACAAGCCUCCAGUGAUAUGAGCUGUACAACCCUAGUGAUGAAAACGCAUAAGGUCCACGAACAGUUGGUGAACUCUGCCUGUGGCCUACUAGCUGCUCUUACUAUCCUACUAGAAGCUUGUACUGAUGAAGCUGCAACAGAGAAUAUUCUUAAGGCUAUCCAGACAUUUGCUAGUUUAGCCGGCAAGCUUGAGCUGACAACACCACGAGAUGCCUUCAUCACUGCCCUGUGCAAAUCGUGCCUCCCACCACACUACACACUAACAGUACUCAAUAAUGCUAGCGUGGCUGCUGCAGCAUCAUCCUCCGUGUCCCGUGGUCAUCAGCGCUCGCCAAGUACCGAGUCGCAACAUCAAUAUUAUGACUCAGAGGUCCGUCAUCAAGUCGUAGCUGUGGGGACGGCACUGGCGACACCAUCACUGCCAGUUGGGGCACAGCAAGGACCAGUGAUGCUGACCAAUAAGAACCUGCAGUGUAUGCGGGCAACCCUGUCAAUGGCACACUGUCAUGGUGGUGUGUUAGGGGCAGCAUGGCACCUCCUCCUCACAACCCUCCAACACCUCGUGUGGAUACUGGGUCUCAAGCCUUCAACUGGUGGAAGCUUAAAGGCUGGGAGAAGCACUGCAGAGACCAAUGCUGUGAUCACAACAGCAGUCAUUGCGGAUCUGCCGGUUCUCUCAUCGAUGCUAAGUCGUCUGUUUGAGUCUUCUCAGCAUCUCAAUGAUGUGGCUCUCCAUCAUCUUAUUGAUGCUCUCUGUCAACUCUCCAGGGAAAGUAUGGAGCUGGCUUAUACCAAUAGGGAGCCAUCACUGUUUGCUGUUGCCAAACUUCUUGAGACAGGUGUUGUUAACUUGGGACGAGUGGAAGUGUUGUGGAGACCAGUGACCAAUCACCUGCUGGAUGUGUGUCAGCAUCCGCAUGUGCGUAUGAGAGAAUGGGGUGUAGAGGCUGUCACAUACCUGGUGAAAGCAGCUCUUACACACAAACACAACCCACCACUUAAAGAUAAUCAGGUGAGGUAAACUUUUAAGUUAAUUUAAUGUAUUUACUUUAACAUGAAGAUUGCCUAGAUAUAUCAAUAUAUCAUGGAAAGAGAGGAACAUCAUGGUAGAUUGAUGGCAUUAACAUGCAAAAAUUUGUUUAGAGAUAGUUGUUUUAGUUGCUUGCAGACGGUGAGAAUUGGAAUAUGAUGACAGAAGAGUUUGAGUAUUGAAUAAGAUGAUAGAGAAUUUUGUAAGUGUGAGAAAAAGAAAAGUGAUGAGGAUUCUGACAAUAUGGUGAAUGAAAACUGUUGGAAAAAUGGUAGGAAAAGAAAUGUGUUAGAGUAUACAGUAUGAGGGAUACAAGUGGGGGUUGAGUCAGCUGUGUUUUCAGAUAACAUUGCUUUAGUGGGGAAUUUAGAGGGAAACUUGUUUAUACAGUAUUCCCUUAAAGCUCACGGGAGUUAGGUAAAAUGAACCCCAGGAGAAAGUAAAAUCAGCAAGUUUUUCAUGCCGGCUCUUGGAGUAUGCAAAAUACAG